GCAUUUCUAGGGCUUUUGUGAGGUUAGGGUUCUUGAGGGGGAGAUAUGGGAUGUAGAGCGAGCAGGCCGAUCAGGAGUGGCAGCCACAGGGAAAGGAAGGAGGAUCUUGCUCCAUGCAACACCAAAUGGAUCGGCUACGUCUCCAACAGCCCGAAUUUCUCCUGCGCGGAGCAAGAACGAAGGCUGCGGCGAGCAAAUCUCGAGCCAGUGAGAGAUGAGGAAGACGAGGAAGAUUGCGAUGGAUUCCAGUUUGCGAUUGCCGGAGGAGAAUCUCCUUGCUCCUCCUCGUCACUCAUUCCAGGAUUGCCCGACGACGUUGCCCGCCUCUGCCUCAUGCGCUUGCCGUGCGUGAAAUAUUCCUUCUCCUACAGGCUCGUGAGCAAAUCCUGGCGAUCACUCCUCUCCUCGCCAGAUUUCUACUCGGAGCGCCAGCAUUUGCCAAGAAUCCAGCACCAAGCCAGCGUCUGCGUCGUGAUCCACGGCAAUCGCGUCAGGGUUUUCGACACCGUCACUUGCCAGUGGUUCUCCCUCCCACCGCUGCCUCACAGCAUCGACGACGAAGAUCCAGACCUUGGAAUCCGCAUCGAUCCAUACGACUGGUGGCGGAUCGACACGGUCGCCGUGGCCGAUGGAAAUCUCUUCGUCAUCGGCGGGGAGGAGAGCCGGAUCCCAUCCAGCCGCGUCCACAGGUAUGAUUUCUGCCACUGCCGCUGGGAGGAGAUGGCGCCCAUGGGAAUCGCUCGAUCCCACUCCGCUGCGGUGACAGUAGGGGGCCGCGUCUACGUCGCUGGCGGCACGUCCGCCGAGGUGUUCGUCCCCAGCGAGAACUCCUGGACAACCAUCUCUGGGCUCAAGCGCGCCAUGAGAUCAUGCGUGGGGAUCGAGCACCAAGGCAAGGUGUUCGUCAAGGGAGAGAAUUGCCAAGGAGCUGGAUCGCCCAUCGAGGCACAGGUCUAUGAUCCCAGCGGCGACGAGUGGAACCGGAUGGUGCCAAAGCUCAAGGCCGGAUUGACGCGAGGCCCGGUUGCUUCGUCCGGGGCGGCGAUCUUCGUGGCGGACUGGAAGGAUCUCCAGCUCAAGGCUUUCAAUCCGGAGCUCGAGAGCUGGGACGUGGUCGGGCAGCUCCCGGCAAGGCUUAGCCGGCUCGUCGGCCAUGGAGCACAGCUCUAUGGAUUCACUGGGAAGAUCAAGGUAGACUCUGUGAAUCACCGCGUUAUCUCUGGAGCUCCCACCGAGGUCUGGAAGCUCGACAUUGGAAGAAGAGGGAUUAGAAACCAUCACCCACUGGUGCUCCAGUGGGAAUGCAUUUGGCGAGGCGCCAAAAACAGCACGAAAGUUGGCGGUCUUACUUGGGCGCCUUCCAGUGCUCACUGUGCUCUUCUCGAGGACUAAGACGAAGCAAGGAAAAAAGAAUCACUCUGGUGGUGGUGCUACUAUGACGCCGCUGGGUUGAUCACUUUGGGCUUGGGCUUCACCUCAGCUUCGUUGAUACUGCGCACAAAGAUUGCAUCUGGUUCGUGCCUGCGAGGGGAGAUUCACGAUUGUGUAGCUCGACGCAAUCGCCAAGAGCCUUCCAUCGCGGCUAAACGAGAGCGCGGCUAUGCUUGUUGGGUAUCGCGAGUACUACAAAGACGGAUUUUUAUCAAAGGACGACUGGAAAGGAAGAGACGAACCUGAUAAAGCCUCUUCUUAUUGUUCCCGUCCCAUACGUUUACGUAUCCAUCGCAGCCUCCAGUUGCAAAGGUCCCAUAUCUAGCAAUUCAAUGGAAGAACGAACGAGCUUAGAAAACAAAA
This is a messenger RNA of Selaginella moellendorffii, 1794 nucleotides long. Its product is annotated as F-box/kelch-repeat protein At1g67480-like. The record is from RefSeq and is a predicted model, not a curated record. Gene Ontology annotation, molecular function: protein binding. Bases 46 to 1392 code for a protein of 448 amino acids. Lineage: Eukaryota; Viridiplantae; Streptophyta; Lycopodiopsida; Selaginellales; Selaginellaceae. The transcript has 2 exons.